GUAAUUUGUUGGAUGUAUUGAUUGGCUGUUGUGAUAGAGAAUUUCUAAGGUCCCUGACAUUUUUAGGGCCACCCCAAACAUUUUCUAUUCAACGACCAAUCGACAUAUACGACAAAUUCGCCGUACGACGCGUAUAAAUAUUGGCCUUGAGUUUUCCUCUUCAUGAACUGAUUCGCAUCCGUGUGAUUGCAUAUGGCUACGUGUGAGAGUUGCAGAUGCUGACAACUGCUCAUCAGUUGAUGUGUGGAAGUAUGCACAGCCAAGGAAGCUGCUGAUAAAGCAAUACCGAUACACAACACACUAUAGAGAAUGAUUCACCUCGGCUAGGUAACCCUGAUCUCUGAAGCGCCGUUAAUGAUGUAUUUGCUGUUACCGGGCAGGUAACGCAUGCUCCGCAUAGCGGAUACCUCGUCGUGGUUGUAGACUUUAAACGUCAACCCGCGUAAACAUGGCGCAAAUACAAACAUCAACGAUGGACGGAUUGCCUAAGCACUUCGUCAAUGCGAUGCGUACGUUGUUCGAUAUAAUGGACGACCAGAACACCGGCUACGUCAAGUUCGUUGACAUCGAGGGUCGUUGGCAAGAUGACGGCACUCAAGGUUUACCCAAGGGCGUGUUGGAUAGUCUAAAGAGGGUCACACCACCGAAUGGUAUGCUCUCAUUCGAGAGAUUCUGCGCGGGUCUGAAGAUCUGUCUGCUGCAGAUUCAGACGGAGGCCAACUCUAAGAAGCACGAUGGUCAACCCAAUAGGCCACCGUCCGCGCCAAUACUCAUUCCAGAUAGUCAGAACAAAGCGGCAUGGACCUCCCCCAAUACAGCUGCCAUAAGACCCAACAAUGCUAUAUCUCAGCAACGUACUCUCAGCAUGCCGCAGUUACUGGCCAAUCGCAAGGACAUGAAUGUGCAGCAGCUCGAAUUGAUGGAUGGGAGAAACAUUGGUGAACCAAAAAUCAACAAAGUGUAUGGCCCACCAAAACCACCACGGACUGGCGCCGCUUUGGAAGGUAGAACACAAUUGGGCGCAGACAGAAACUUUGACAAGUCUGAGAUCAGGACUGCUCUGCAAAAUUGGCAAAUGGGCCUGAUGAUGAGUGACGAAAAGGCAGUAGAAAAACGUCAGUUACAGACUGUUAACUAUAGACCAGACGCCAGGACGUUAUUGAGACCGACUAGAGCUCUGGGCGACGGUAAGGCAGUCGAUAUGCAGAGCAAUCAGCUUGUUCUUCAACCUAAAAAACCGUCAAAUCGUCGCAGAGAACCCAGGCGGCAUACGUUGCAGAAUGGUAUUGAUUACAAUAUGAUGAAAAGGAUGAAGCAGAUCGAACAGGAGAAGGACGUACUGCUUCAAGGUCUAGCUGCCGUCGAUAAAGCUAGAGAAUGGUACUUGAAGCAGAUCUCUGCUACACAAGAGAAGAUUAAACAUCUUGGACGCAUGGGUUCUCAUGUGGAGCAAUGGACAGAAGCACAGCAGGAACGUUUAGAAUUGCAACGUGCCCGAGUUUUGGAAGUGAAUCGACAUCUGGCCGCUCUGAUAAGCAGCUGGGAACGUGGAGGUCUUCCUCUUCACAUGAAUCUUGCUUUUCUGAGCAUCCCGACCUCGACUCAAUUGCAACAGGACAUGCUGUCGAGGCUUAAACAGCAAAAUCACAGAUUAACCGAGGAAGUCAGUAAAAAGAGCCAACGGAUAGCAUUGCUCGAGCAGGAGAAGGACAGUUUGGUUAGAGAAUUAUACAAUAGACAGCCUGGACUGGUUCAAUCUCGAAGAGCAACGAUGAUCCAUGAACAACAUGAUCAAACAUUCAUAAUAUGAGUUAUUCCAGACGAGAAUACACGAAUGGCAGAAUAAAGUUUUAGAUCUUAAAUAGCAUGUGGAAGUAAAAAGAGAGGAAAAGAGAAGUAAGAAAUUAAAUACAAAAUAUUUGAUAUAUUGUAUUAAGGUAACGUCAACGCUUCCUUAUCUUGAUUCGACAUCUCUCACAUUAAGGCUGUAAAGUAUUUACUAAUAGUACUCGAUUACUAUUUAGACAAUUUACUUGUAGCGGAUAAAGCAAAGUGCCUUAAGAUUCAUGUAAUCUGUCCGAAAGAAAGAAUUCGCCUUAAUAAAUUAUUAUUUUAAUUAAUA
Messenger RNA from Harpegnathos saltator (Jerdon's jumping ant), 2122 nucleotides. Its product is annotated as suppressor APC domain-containing protein 2. The coding region runs from base 449 to 1810 and encodes 453 amino acids. Lineage: Eukaryota; Metazoa; Arthropoda; Insecta; Hymenoptera; Formicidae. The transcript is spliced from 6 exons. The record is from RefSeq and is a predicted model, not a curated record.